CCCAGCUCCCAGAACCGUCUCCCUUCUUUUUUAAAGAGGAAAGGUCCACAUUGACAGCUCCAACUUAGCUGUUUCUGUAGAAAAACUAUCAAAACACACUUUGCAGUUCCUGGCUGGGCGUGUCAGGACGAGCAUUUCACAUGCUGGAAGCAGCAUUUCAGUGAGCUGCUUCUCACUGGUUCCUGGGGACCCUUCUCUGUGGAGAUAACUUUCCAGGCUAAGGUACCUGCCAAGAUGCUCCACUUACAAGGCCUACAGAAACUGCAGAUGCUAGAAAAAUCCUUGAGGAAGAGCAUCCCUGAGUCCUUAAAGGUUUAUGGGACCAUCUUCCACAUAAACCAGGGAAACCCUUUCAAGCUAAAGGCUCUGGUAGACAAGUGGCCUGAUUUUAAUACUGUGGUUAUCCGCCCUCAGGAGCAGGAGAUGACAGACGACCUUGAUCACUACACCAAUACUUAUCAAGUCUACUCCAAGGACCCUAAGAAGUGUCACGAAUUCCUUGGCUCACCAGAAGUCAUCAACUGGAAGCAACAUCUGCAGAUUCAAAGUAAGGGGCUAGGAUGUGGGCUGGCUGCCAGACUCUCCACGUCGGAUCUGCAGGGUCCCUUUACAUCUGGAAUAACACCCCUGUAUCCUCUACACACGGACUCGUCACUGCAGGGGCCUCUCUCAAUGCAGAGCGUGGCUCUAGGGACAGGGACACAAGGGCUUCAAUGUUAUGGGCUAUUCUUUCUUCUCAAUCCCAAUAGCCACCAAAAGAUGCUGACACUCUCAACCCUGGAUCCUGCCCAUGCUGCCUUGGUGAAUAAACUCUGGUAUUUUGGUGGCAAUGAAAGGAGCCGGAGGUUCAUCGAGCGCUGUAUCCAGACCUUCCCCAGCUCAUGCCUGCUGGGGCCCGAGGGGACCCCUGUGUCCUGGAUGCUGAUGGACCAGACGGGAGAGCUGCGGAUGGCAGGCACCCUGCCUGAGUACCGGGCCAAGGGGCUCAUCUCCUACCUCUCCUGUGUCCAUGUCCAGAGUCUGGACAAACUGGGGUUCCCCUUGUAUUCCCACGUCGACAAGGCCAAUCACAUCAUGCAAAGAGUAUGCUCCAACAUGCAGAGUAUCUCUGUGCCCUGUGGCUGGAACCAAUGGAACUUCGUGCCUCUGUAAAGUGGACCUGAAUGCAAGAGAGCAUUGAGCGGGUGCAGAAUGUGUCUGGAGAAGCCAACGGAGAGAAAGAGUGCAGUGUAAUGGGGGGUGAUGAAAUGGCCCGAGCUUGAAGGAAGCAGUGAUGUGUGGUGCACAGGACAGACUCAGUCCCUGUGCUCAAAUACUUCCCAGAAUUUCCUUAGUUUCCUCAGUAGGAAACAGCUCAGGUGCCCAGCUGUCUGGGUACUUGGAUACUUUCAGCAUCCUUGUCAUGAUUUACACUUAGUUGCAUGCUUUUCUACAUUGGUGUUCCUGGAACUCCUAGCUCAUUAACUCUUUCCAGUUUGCCAGAAGUGUUGUAAUAUCCUGUGGGUUUUAUGAUGAUUUUUUCCCUCUGGCUUUCUAUGACUUUUUAAUUGACUAGAGAGUGACCUGUCCAUUAAGUAGAUCUUUGAAGAUCCUCCUCUCUCAGGUCAUUUCUUAAGCCUUAUAUUAUAAUCACAUGAAAUAUAUUAUACAAAUAUCACUAUACAUUCCUCUAUCUAUCUAUAAAGGUGUUGUUAUUGCUUAGUCAUUAAGUCAUAUCUGACUCUUUUGUGACCCCAUGGACUGUAGCCCUCCAGGUAGCUCUGUUCAUGGGAUUUCCCAGCAAGGAUACUGGAUUGGGUUACUAUUUCCUUCUCCAGGGGAUCUUCCCAACCCAGGGAUCAACCCUGAGUCUCCUGCAUUGAAAGCAGAUUCCUUACCACGGAGCCACCAGAGAAGCCACUCACACACACACACACACACACACACACACACACACACAAUGCAGCAUAGAAAAUUAAAAGAGAAAGACUAACUGGUAUCAGUAUCCUUUUUUGCAACACCUACUGGAACUGUGCAAACCCUUGUGUCCUUGUCUUUUGAAGUAAAAUGCCGACUCAAGAGUUAAUGAUUGGAAAAUGUGAAGAUGAAGAAACAAAGAAUAGCUGUUGGGUUAGGGAAUGGGUAACAAUUGAGAAUAAAAUUCUGCCACAUAACAGAAUCACUGAACUCACAGUUCUCUGAAAGGUACAGAUAAAGGCCUGACACACAUCCCUAAGCAGUUUUUACAGGAAGAAGACCCUCUCCAAAUGAAAACCACUGACCAUGAGAACAAAGAUCCUAGACUGGUUGAAACCAGAAAGUUGAUGAUGCUUGAAGCUUCACUUUGAUUACAACUAAUCCAAAAACUGUCCAUGCUCAUCACACCCUGCUCCCUGAACAUGAUAAAACCCUUCUCUACCCUGUCCAGCAUGGGCCACGCGGUCUUCAAGGCAUUAGCCCACUCUGGCCUCCUUUGUCUGGUCAAGCGGUGAAAGCUGCUCUUAUCCACUUCACUCAGAACUCUGUCUGCACGUUUCUGUUGGGCACUGGGUUUCUGUUGGCACUGUUGGCACUGAGGCUGAGUUUCGGCAACACUGUCUCAGGAAAGAGAUACUAACGUUGUUUCUGUUAAGACUUUCUUGGUGGUCAUGUGAUUAAGAGUCCGCCUUCCAAUGCAGGGGCCAUGGGUUUGAUGCCUGGUCAGGGAACUAUGAUCCCACAUGCUAAGAGGCAGCUAAGCCUUUAUGCUACAGCUAGAGAAAGCCUGUAUGCCCCCAACGAAGAGUCCAGACAUCAGGAAGAGCCCACACAUUACGAAGGAGACCCAACUCUGCCAAGAAAAAAUUGUUCCUGUUGACUGAAAUAUCAAUAAAAAUGCACAAGGUGAAA
Messenger RNA from Odocoileus virginianus texanus, 2868 nucleotides. NCBI's taxonomy places the organism in Eukaryota, Metazoa, Chordata, Mammalia, Artiodactyla, Cervidae. The record is from RefSeq and is a predicted model, not a curated record.